AGCGUGGUUGACCAUGCCACGUGCACGCGUUGUUACCACGCUGAAGCAAAGAAUCUGCACCCGGGAAAUUCCCCCACCCCCAACCUCCCCCGCAACAAAAUUGGGAAGGAAAUUUAACGCGCGAUCACCGGUGGCAUAAAUAAUAGGAAUGCUCCACAUAUCUGAAUUCGAAUAUCCACUUCCUUCUAAACGCUGUUCCAAUGGAGUCCGCGCCGUGUAACACUAAUGGAGAAUUACGGUCGGUUGCUGCCGCGAAAGAUCGCCGGACAGAUGCGCUCGGCGACCUGCGCGUUAUCCCCGACGAAAUCUUAUGUGCUAUCUUGACUAGGCUUACGCCGCACGAUGUUGCUCGCCUCUCCUGCGUCAGCAGCGUGAUGUACAUACUGUGCAAUGAGGAGCCUCUCUGGAUGAGCCUGUGCCUUGGCAUUGUAAAUCGUCCGAUUGAGUACAAAGGCUCAUGGAAGAAAACAGCCUUGGAUCAACUAGAUUUUCUACACAAAUAUAUUGAAGCUUCCAGAAGAACAUUGCAAUUUGACGGAUUCAGUUCGUUGUUUCUCUAUAGAAGACUGUACAGAUGCCAUACUUCAUUAAAUGGAUUCUCUUUUGAUGAUGGUAAUGUGGAGAGAAAGGAGAACAUCCCCUUCGAAGAGUUUCUUAUGGAGUAUGAUUGUCAAAAACCGGUUAUGAUAAGUGGAUUGGCUGAUCAUUGGCCAGCAAGAAAGUCAUGGACAAGUGAAGAACUUUUAAUGAAGUAUCCAGAAACAAAGUUCAGAAUAUCACAGAGAAGUUCAAAGAAAGUCAGUAUGAAAUUUAAGGAUUAUGUUUCUUACACGCAAAUCCAACAUGAUGAGGAUCCUCUUUACAUUUUUGAUGAUAAGUUUGGGGAAGUCGCACCAGAUUUGUUAAAGGAUUAUAGUGUGCCACAUAUAUUUCAAGAAGAUUACUUUGAUGUGCUGGAUACUGAUCAGCGACCACCUUACAGAUGGCUUAUUAUUGGGCCUGAAAGAUCUGGGGCCUCUUGGCAUGUUGAUCCAGGUCUGACUAGCGCAUGGAAUACCCUCCUCUGUGGUCGAAAAAGGUGGGCAUUGUAUCCUCCAGGAAGAGUUCCUUUAGGAGUGACAAUGCAUGUAAAUGAGGAUGAUGGUGAUGUCAAUAUUGAAACUCCAUCUUCUUUGCAGUGGUGGCUGGAUUUCUAUCCCCUGCUUGCUGACAAUGACAAGCCGAUAGAGUGCACGCAACUUCCUGGAGAGACAAUAUAUGUCCCAAGUGGCUGGUGGCACUGUGUGCUAAAUUUGGAGACAACUAUUGCAGUCACACAAAAUUUUGUUAACUCCAAAAACUUCGAAUUUGUGUGUUUGGACAUGGCUCCUGGUUACCGUCAUAAAGGCAUCUGCCGUGCAGGGUUGCUUGCUCUUGAUGACAGUAGCUUUGUGGAUAUUGAAAAGAAUUCCCUGUGUAUUGAAAAUGGUUCAAGCUAUUUUGACCUCAAUAGGAGAGAGAAGAGGGUAAGGAUAGAGGACAAGUGCUCUGAGAAUUGUACAAAUGACAUGUCUAUGAGUGAUGGGUUUGGUGGUGAUUUAGAAUACUCUUAUGACAUAAGUUUCUUGACUAUGUUUCUGGAUAAUGAGAGGGACCAUUAUAGUUCUCUGUGGAGCUCUGGUAACUGCAUAGGACAGCGAGAAAUGCGAGAUUGGUUAUGGAAGCUUUGGGUCCAAAGGCCAGAACUUAGAGACCUAAUAUGGAAGGGUGCCUGUCUUGCGCUAAAUGCUGGAAAAUGGUAUGAACGUGUGGGAGCCAUUUGCAACUUUCAUGAAUUCCCAGGACCUUCACUUGAUGAGAAACUUCCUGUUGGCACAGGCAGUAAUCCUGUGUACCUUAUUGACGACUAUGUGAUAAAAAUAUUUGCUGAAGGAGGGCUGGAAGCUUCUCUUUAUUGUUUAGGCACCGAGCUUGAGUUCUACAGUAUAGUACAUAAGUCCAACUACUCCUUGAAGAAUUACAUUCCUUCUGUCUUAGCAAGUGGGAUUCUUCUUUCUGAAAAUGGGUCAUAUAGAGUAUUGCCCUGGGAUGGUAGAGGCAUACCUGAGCUGAUUGCCAGUUUCACAUCAAUAAAGCAUGAAGAAGGUGAUUAUCCAUUUGGUCUCUGCGCCAAAAAGAAUUUUGAAUAUCAAAAUGCUGGAAGGCUGUUGCAUGAAUCAGGAAAUUGUGCUAAACCCUCUUCAGUGUGGCCCUAUAUUGUGACAAGAAGGUGCAGGGGGAAAAUGUUUGCUGAACUGAGAGAUACACUCUCAUCAGAAGAUGAACUCAAUCUGGCUUGUUUCCUAGGCAAGCAGCUGCAUGAUCUCCACCUAUUACCUGUUCCCCAUCAGUCUUGUAAUGACUCAGUUCCCAUGGUCAGAGAAGAUCAUAUUCAGCCAUUAUGUUGUAGUGGGUUAUCAGAAAAUGGUCUGGAUAAGAUUGGCCAUCCAGCUGAUUUGGAGUUAUUUAUAAGCAUCCUAAACAGAAAAAGGGAGAAUGUUGUGAGACGCUUGGCUGAGUGGGGUGAUCCGAUACCUAGUAAACUGAUAGAGAAAGUUGAUGACUACAUCCCUCGUGACUUACAUGUAUUAUUUGAUCAAUUGGAGCAUGAGGCAGAAUGCAGAUCUUACACCUGGAUACACUCUGAUGUUAUGGACGAUAAUAUUUACAUGAUGCCUUAUUCAGAUUCUACAUUGGAGAAAAAGCUUUCUGAGCCUUGUGUGGAAGAGGGCACGUAUAUUAGCAGAUCUAACAACAGCAAUAAUCAUAAGCUUUCUUGGGUUCCAAGCUACAUCCUUGAUUUUAGUAAUUUGUCUGCUGGCGAACCCAUACUUGACCUGAUUCCAAUAUACCUUGAUAUUUUUCGUGGAGAUCCUCAUCUCCUGAAACAGUUCCUCACUAGUUAUAAGCUUCCAUUUAAGAGGAGAAAAUCCAUGGUGGAGGUGGUAAACAGCAACAGAUUGGAUCAGCUUUCUUAUCGAGCAAUGUGUUAUUGUAUUUUGCAUGAUGACAACGUCUUGGGAGCUAUUUUCAGCAUCUGGAAAGAAUUAAAGUCAGCAACAACAUGGGAGGAGGUUGAGGAGACAGUUUGGGGUGAUCUCAACAGUUACAUUUAGCUUAUUGGAUAUACACCUCAUUUAGUAAUUGUCCUUGCUCUACCAUAUCUUUUGUUCUAUCUUUUAUGAAGAUUUUCUGCUUUUCUGAUUUAUUGAUUUUUAAUACUAGAAUUACAACGUGUAACAACAGUAAGUGUGUAAUACCCCAAUCCCGAUAUUGGAAUGUGUAAUUUAAUGA
This is a messenger RNA of Salvia miltiorrhiza (redroot sage), 3312 nucleotides long. RefSeq names its product lysine-specific demethylase JMJ21. Gene Ontology annotation, molecular function: protein binding. Gene Ontology annotation, cellular component: cytoplasm. The record is from RefSeq and is a predicted model, not a curated record. The transcript has 16 exons. Lineage: Eukaryota; Viridiplantae; Streptophyta; Magnoliopsida; Lamiales; Lamiaceae. The coding region runs from base 201 to 3134 and encodes 977 amino acids.